Messenger RNA from Suillus discolor, 786 nucleotides. Its product is annotated as phosphatidylethanolamine-binding protein. Gene Ontology annotation, biological process: regulation of Ras protein signal transduction; regulation of proteolysis. The transcript has 3 exons. The record is from RefSeq and is a predicted model, not a curated record. The coding region runs from base 44 to 646 and encodes 200 amino acids. Gene Ontology annotation, molecular function: peptidase inhibitor activity; phospholipid binding. NCBI's taxonomy places the organism in Eukaryota, Fungi, Basidiomycota, Agaricomycetes, Boletales, Suillaceae.
ACUAUAGCCUCAUCAUCGUCAAAACCCUCGACUUGAGCCCACAAUGAUGCUCGAUCCACUCAAUGCUGUCAGAGAAGAUCUCAAGGAGAAUGGUAUCAUUCCAGAUGUUAUCCCUGUUGACCCUCCUUUCCAUCCCAAGGCUCUGCUCGUCGUGACCUUCCCCACUAGCCAAGAGGCUCUUCUUGGGAACACACUCACAAAAACAGACACCGCUGACGAACCAACUGUUGCGUUCACUCCAAUGCAGGUGCCAGACCAGACCGAUGAACCCACCUAUACGCUCGUCAUGACAGACCCAGACGCACCAUCCAAGGAAAACCCCAAAUUCAGAGAGUGGCGGCACUGGGUGGUCACUGGCGUGAAAGCUCCUCCGACGUCAGCCAUUGAGACAGACAAUCUUGAUGCACAACUCACCAAACCCGCUGUGACGCCCUAUUAUCCUCCCACCCCUCCCCCGGGAACUGGCAGGCAUCGUUAUGUGCUAUUGUUAUACCAGGAGCCUAGUGCGGACUUCUCGAUCCCUGCCGAUGCCCCGGAACGCAUGAACGAGGCUGCAGAUAGAAAGAACUGGAAUGCAGCAAGGUUUGCUGACAAGCAUGGGCUGAGGCUAGUUGGGGUCAAUUAUUUCGUUGUCGUGGGGGAGUAAGAUGUCCCAAGCGAGGCGGCUUUCCUCGAAUGGCUGAGGUGAUGCUGGGAUGUACUAUACUGAUUGAGAUAUUUUACUUUUAAAAGUUUCGAUGUAACAAACUUCAAUGCGAUUCGAUGAUGCCUCUGCUGAAGCACCGA